This is a messenger RNA of Anneissia japonica, 1209 nucleotides long. Its product is annotated as hyalin-like. Bases 1 to 1209 code for a protein of 402 amino acids. The transcript is spliced from 6 exons. Lineage: Eukaryota; Metazoa; Echinodermata; Crinoidea; Comatulida; Comatulidae. The record is from RefSeq and is a predicted model, not a curated record.
AUGAUUGCUGCGACUUUGCCAGUCAGCACAGCUGAGUGUGAAAAAAGCGCUUGUACAAUGAAGGCUGUGAAGUCUGAUCUACAAAAAGACAGACUUGAUAGCCUGUUGAUGCUGGCUGAUGAACCACCAGGUGUGACCUGUCCAAGUAGGUUAUCUACAGAUACAUCCCCAGGCCAAUCAACAGGAACUGCAACUUGGAAUCUGCCAACAGUAACUGAUGAUAUUGACACAGGCUUGUCAGCUACCUGCACCCCACCAUCUGGCUCAUCGUUUCCUGUUGGUGACACUCCUGUUACGUGUACUUCAACUGACAACAGUGGUAAUACUGGUUUCUGCACCUUCACUGUAAUCAUAAGAGAUAAUGAACUUCCAAGUGUAACCUGCCCUGAUGACAUUACAGAGAUUGCUGCAGCUUCAAAUCAAGCUACAGUGACCUGGGGUCACCCAGCAGUCAGUGACAAUGUUAAUAUUGGUCUGUCAGCUACUUGUAUUCCACCUUCUGGUUACUCAUUUGAUGUUGGUUCAAAUUCUGUUACUUGUUCUGCUGCUGAUGCUGCUAAUAAUGUAGGCAGUUGCAUGUUUGCUGUCAAUGUUGAAGUGCCUGUACCAGAAGGCCCAGUUGUGACCUGUAUUGAUAGUGAUAUUUUACAAGGUACAUCUCCAGGCCAAUCAACAGCAACUGCAACUUGGCGUCAGCCAACAGUAACUGAUGAUAUUGACACUGGCUUGACAGCUACUUGUACUCCACCUUCUGGUUCAUCAUUUUCACUUGGUACCAAUACUGCUAUGUGUACUGCAACUGACAGUAAUGGCAAUGUUGGUUCCUGCACAAUUACUGUUUUAGUCCAUGACAAUGAGAGUCCCAAUUUAGCAUGUCCUGAGGAUAUUUCCAUGAGUACAUCCUCAAGCCAAGCUACAGUGACCUGGAAUGACCCAACAGUCAGUGACAAUGUUGAUACUGGUUUGUCAGCUACUUGUACUUCAUCUUCUAAUUCAUCAUUUAGUCUUGGUUCAAAUGAUGUCACUUGUUUUGCUACUGAUUCAGCUUUUAAUACAGGUAGCUGUAUGUUUACAGUUCGUAUCAUUGCGAUGGAUGUUUCUUUGUGGCUAGAGGCAAUGGUGCAGACACGAAAAAGUUGCACAAGCUGCCUUAACUUGGGCAUUAAUCUCAAAGUCGAUGCUGCUGUCGGCCGCUAUAGAACUCCCUAG